CACAUGCCUGCUCUCAGACCAAGCUGUAUGUGACAUCUGAUGCUGAUGGGAGGUGUAGAGAGACUCUAACAACAGCUGAGUGGUUUUAAUCUGAAGAAGCCCAGCAAUUUGAUCCUAUAAUCCAGAUUUCCUUGCUUUAUUGAAACAACACACAUGUAAUAUGAAAGCUGAUUGUUAACUCUCAGCAAGACUAAAACCUUCCCACCAAAGACUCCAUCAAAGAAGGAAGACCCGGGAAAAAUUUUGGUUCUGAUUCACAAAGGCAACCGCACAGUGAGAGUUUUUUUGCAAUCAGCUGCUGAAACAUGGAAGCCAAAGUAUCCGAAGGAGGUCUAAAUGUAACACUGACUAUCCGCCUAUUAAUGCAUGGCAAGGAAGUGGGAAGCAUUAUUGGCAAGAAAGGAGAGACCGUGAAGAAAAUGAGGGAAGAGAGUGGAGCUCGUAUUAACAUCUCAGAAGGGAACUGCCCAGAGAGGAUUGUAACAAUCACGGGGCCCACAGAUGCAAUAUUCAAGGCCUUUGCCAUGAUUGCUUAUAAGUUUGAGGAGGACAUUAUCAACUCGAUGAGUAACAGCACAGCUACCAGCAAGCCACCUGUCACUUUGCGAUUGGUGGUACCAGCAAGCCAGUGUGGAUCCUUAAUUGGGAAAGGUGGCUCUAAGAUCAAAGAGAUCAGAGAGUCUACAGGAUCUCAGGUGCAGGUGGCUGGUGAUAUGCUGCCUAAUUCUACUGAGCGGGCAGUGACCAUCUCUGGCACCCCUGAUGCCAUCAUUCAGUGUGUGAAGCAGAUAUGCGUGGUGAUGUUGGAGUCCCCACCAAAAGGUGCUACAAUCCCUUACCGUCCAAAACCCGCCUCCGCCCCUGUCAUUUUUGCAGGUGGUCAGGCCUAUUCUAUCCAAGGACAAUACGCCAUUCCUCACCCUGAUGAGAAAAGCUGCCCUUACAUUCUUCUGAAGAAGCUCAAAACUUGAUGGGUCAAUCAGCAGGUAUGGAUGCCAGUCCCCAGGCAAGUACUCAUGAACUCACCAUACCCAAUGAUGCUGCAUAAUCGGACGCCAAGGAACCAAAAUCAAUGAAAUUCGACAGAUGUCUGGAGCACAAAUCAAAAUUGCCAGCACCAUGGAAGGGUCAGCAGAGCGUCAGAUCACCAUCACUGGGAGCCCAGCUAAUAUCAGCCUUGCACAGUACCUCAUCAACGCCAGGCUGACGUCUGAGGUUACUGGGAUGGGCGCGCUGUGACUUGGCCUUGGGUUUCCCUUCUGUGACCCUUUCUGACCACUGCUGACUGUGCUUCAUACAACCAUAGGAUUUAAUUCUUCAUUCUGUUUAAUCUCCCCUUCAAAAUGACCUUCACCUGUGCUAGAAAACUCAUAAUGACCCUGCAUUGGACUUGUGCACCCUGCUAAUGAAAUACAUAAAUACUGUAAAUGCUUUAUACCUGCAUCCAGCUCAGGCACCAAUACAAACAUGUCAGUGGUUAUUCCUACUUAUGUUACAGUGGGCAUGGGUGUCACUGCUGAAUUUUCAGCAUAAAGAUGCACAUUUACAGGAUGAAAUAAUGAAUGUAGCCUCCCAGCUGUGUGCAUAAGUGUUGCCAGUGUGGACAGAUUAAGAAGCAGCAGGAUUAUGGUUAAAUACAUGCUCAUUCCAUACCGUUGUGCCCUACUUGCAUUUUGUGUAUGAUAUUUGCAUGUACACAGACUAUGGGCUCCACAUGUCAUUCAGACUGUGGUUACAUUUGUACAGGCCCUGCGUGCUCAUUGUAUAAUAUAUGUAAACCAUAUGCCACUUUUGAGUGCAUAUAGGAUCCCUGCUUAUAUAGCAUUAUUGCUUCUUACAUGUACACUGGUCACUAUGAAAUGCUGUUAUUUUAGUCAUCUCUACACAUGCCAAAAAUGCUGCAAUUACAGGUGGUAGUCACAUACUAAGCAGUUCCAGGGUUCUGCCACAUGUGCACUAGUAACAAUUUCCUACAAAAGCUGCUGGAUACAGAAUUUAUUUUGUUCAGUUCUUUUUUCUUUAUAAAUAACACCCUAGGACUAUACAAACAGUUAUCUCUCUGCCAAAUUUGCCAGCUGUAAAUAUCCUCUCCAUCAGCUGAGAGACUAUUCACCUGAACUGUGUGCACAGAAUGUCUUGCCAAGAUUCUGUUCACACUAUUUACUCCCUCAUGUACAUAGAACACUGAACCCCCAAGUAUAGGGACUCCUAUCCUUCAAUCCCUGAACCACAUUUAUCGUACAUCAUCUUCUACCCUGGUCCUUCCCCUCUAUAUAUAUAUAUUCAUAUAUAUAUAUAUAUAUAUAUAUAUAUAUAUAUAUAUAUAUAUAUAUAUAUAUAUAUAUAUAUAUAUAUAUAUAUAUAUAUAUAUAAAUGAGGUUACUUCCCUCUGAUCCCAGCAGAAUUCUGACUUUAUGUUUCAUUGCUGGGGCGGCCUAGGCUUCUGGCGUUUCUCUUGUUGAAUGGAUCUUAGUUUAAUUAAGGAUGAAAAGUACAGUAAUGUCUUCUUGCUAGUGUGAGAUUAAUCAUGUGUAUGCUGUUGAUGAAAUAUUUAUUCAAAAUCUGAUGAUAUAUAUUAUACCAUUUGUGCUCA
Messenger RNA from Xenopus laevis (African clawed frog), 2593 nucleotides. RefSeq names its product poly(rC) binding protein 1 L homeolog (gene pcbp1.L). The record is from RefSeq and is marked provisional. Gene Ontology annotation, molecular function: RNA binding; nucleic acid binding. NCBI's taxonomy places the organism in Eukaryota, Metazoa, Chordata, Amphibia, Anura, Pipidae.